GGAUUUGGGUGAAAUUACGCACCGGUUUGCAAACGAUGGAGAUAGUUAAAGUUGUUCUGAUACUCGUGUUGCUCCUGACAAAUGUGUUCUGUCAAGAUAUGGAUGAUGACAGCUGGAGAGAAGGCAGCGAGGAGAAUAAAUGGACAAACCCUGAAGUAAUCCAAGAUAUAUUAGUGAGAAUGAUCAGAAAACCAGGACCACGCCAAUACCUCGGACUCAUGGGGAAGAAAGACUCUGCAAAAGUGCAGACAGCUCGUAAACGGCACAAAUUUCAAACCUUUGUGGGUCUG
This is a messenger RNA of Lates calcarifer (barramundi perch), 290 nucleotides long. RefSeq names its product protachykinin-like. The record is from RefSeq and is a predicted model, not a curated record. NCBI's taxonomy places the organism in Eukaryota, Metazoa, Chordata, Actinopteri, Centropomidae. The transcript has 4 exons. The annotation marks the transcript as partial.